Rhinocladiella mackenziei CBS 650.93 is the source of this 2409-nucleotide messenger RNA. RefSeq lists its product as uncharacterized. Lineage: Eukaryota; Fungi; Ascomycota; Eurotiomycetes; Chaetothyriales; Herpotrichiellaceae. The transcript has 2 exons. The record is from RefSeq and is a predicted model, not a curated record. Bases 1 to 2409 code for a protein of 802 amino acids.
AUGGAUUCUAGCAUUUACAAUGAUCCUCAAAAAUUCUUUGCCAUGAUGCAAGCGACGAACCCCAAUUUGCCAGUUCCUUCGUCAUUUCCAUCCGCAUCCAAGGUCAGGCAAGAAUCAAAGACCUAUUCCAAAACCAUAUUUGAGUCUUGGAACGAGCUUCAUCAGAUCUUGAUUCGCCGGGAAGACGCCAUUCGCAAAAGAUGGAUGAAGAAGACGAAAGAUCAACGUAAGAAAAUCUUGUUGACGGUUUGGCCAGAAAUGCCCCUUCGACAUCGGCCAGAUUUCCAAGAACUUGCUCGUCCAAGAUCGCGGUGCGGCUCCAUGAACAGGGACGCCUUCAAGUGGCCCUACAUCAACCAAGAGGACCUUGUACGAGGAAAGUCUCUGCUAUUAUUUCUGAAUGCUCGCGCACGGAACCCUCCACAUGUCUUCGCUCACGCUGACCAUGAAGCCACUCAUGUCGGGCAAACCAGCAAGGCCAUCACGCUUCCGUUCCUCAACCAGUACACAAUGUACCUUGUCGGCCAGACAAGAGCAGAGACAUAUGGACGCCUUGUCCAUUGGGACGACGACCCGGAAGCAUUCGAUCUGAUGCACAACUGUCUGCAAUUCCAGCCGGGAGCAGGAUUGCUGGUCCUGGAGAUUCAAAGUAAGACCUACAGUUUCUUGGUGCAAUGCUGCUGCCGGAUAUUUCACGACGUCGCCCGAGAUGACCUCUCUUCUCCCGAUAUCCCCAUUCGGCCCGAGCCUGCUCCCAUUGUUGCCGGCGAGACGUCAUACGCUCAGCUAUCGUCCGUUGCCGCAGAAGCUCCUUAUCGGGUGCCAGCUAAGCUCGAGACUCACCGAUUACUGCUGUUGGUGGGAGCCAGAAAAGCAGCCGCCGAAGAUCAUAUCUGGGAUUUGAGAGAGGACCCUGGCUAUUUCUCGGCCGUUAUUACAGAUUUUGCUCAACACAGGCAAGAGAGCCUGUUGGAUAUCAACGGGGACCGCCAUCCCCAUGACAACGACGAGGUUUUCUGGAAUCGAGUUGCUACCAGCGUGAUUACAGACGCAUAUAUGGGUUUCCUAGGUUGGGAGGUUCUUUACAGGAAUGUGGCCAACGUCGAUAGCCUAUCUUCGGUGAUAGAGUCCCUUGAUCACCAGGCACCCCUUCCCGAGUCUGUUGAAACCGCUCUUCUGGAUUUAGCAUUCACCGCCGAGAAACUCUCACAAGGCCCGAUCAUGGUCCUCAAAAGUGGAGUGCCGGCGUCACCGCUCAUCCGAGAGCGUUUCGUCCGAGAGCCUCAAGAGCCCGGCACAAACAUCAUGCGAACAAGGACAAAGAGUGCACUGGGAAACGAUCCCCUCAUCGGAAUGUUUUUCCAAAUUUGGAACGAAGAACAAGUAUUCCUUGCACGCCUACCCAAUCUUGUUGACGAAUUGCAGCGCUGCAUGGACGAAGAUCCUGUCCAGAAGAAAAGGAUGUCGUCGUAUAUUGCAGCCUCCUUCUCAGACCUCGCAUUGAUUGCGCAGGUGAUGAAACAGACGCAAACCUUCUUCCCGUGGGCGGCCGCGUUCGAAAGGAAGAUGUCCGACGAAGAUAGAGGACCGGCGUACACCACAUCCAUGAAAGAUGCCACCACUGUACACGAAAUGCUGCGGGAAGGUUUGGCGCCAAAUUUAGCGCGAUUGAUCACGCCUCUUCAUCAAAAGUUUCGUUAUCCAGUCGACAAGGCUUAUAACGCCACAAAUGUCGAUGCAAUGCGCCAAGCCGAAUCUCAUCUCGACAUUAUGUGGAAGAGAGUCGAUGAUCACUUCAUGCAAUACGCCAAGACGUCGCUGCAUGGGCUAUUCGACAAGUAUUUUGUUGCUCCACGUGAGAUACGGCGCACCCCUAUAUGGACGUCUCCUCAACCAGGAGGAACGGAGGUCACUGAAUCUGAAGACGGUUUACCAUCUUCAGAUUUCUCACGAUUGAAUAUUGUCGACCAGAAAAUUGCCAAGUUUGCCGUCGAGCCUCCGCGAGCCAAAAUUAAGACCAAAGGCAUCCCUAGGCCAGCAACAUCCGACCAGGUUCCAGAGACGAUCGAAACGGACGCCACGCAGCAAGACGAACUUCCGACCUUUACUCUCGGCAAGCGAGCAUGGAAAGUGUUCUCCACAAUGUUUCAUCAGCCUUCUCAAAAAGAUCAUGCGGGAGAGAUCUCGUGGUCAGAUUUUCUUCACGCUAUGACUGCAACGGGCUUUAAAGCAGAGAAGCUUUAUGGGUCUGUCUGGCAAUUCACCCCCUCAGAGCCCGGGGUUGAGCAUAGUAUUCACAUACAUGAGCCACAUCCAGUGGGGAAAAUCUCUUUUCGUACAGCUCGCAGACUGGGUAGACGCUUGUUUCGAACGUAUGGUUGGACCGGCGACAUGUUCAAACUUGUUUAA